Aspergillus calidoustus is the source of this 1272-nucleotide messenger RNA. NCBI's taxonomy places the organism in Eukaryota, Fungi, Ascomycota, Eurotiomycetes, Eurotiales, Aspergillaceae. The record is from the annotation of a GenBank genome assembly.
AUGUCCACCCUCACCCACACACAACGCCUGGUAGGCCUGGAGAGGCUUCAAGACAUCCAGAAAACAAUUGAAACAGCAAUCGCAAGCCACGUUGAUGAUUUGCGCCAGGCUAUCAAACAUGUCUACGAGAACCCCGAGCUCGCAUUCGAAGAAUAUAUUGCCCACGAUACUCUCUGCUCCUUCCUCGAGGGUCUCGGAUUCGAGGUCACCCGCGGUGCCUAUGGCGUCGAAACUGCCUUUGAAGUCCGCACGGGCGAGGGCGGCCGCCUGAUCAGCAUCGAUGCAGAAUACGACGCGUUACCUGGGAUCGGCCAUGGAUGCGGCCACCACCUGAUCGCAGCGAGCAGUAUCACCGCGUUCCUGGGGAUUCACUACGUCCUAAAGCAACAUAAGAUUCCAGGCCGCGUGCAGCUGCUCGGUUGCCCAGCUGAAGAGAACCAAGGGGGCAAGGUCGUGCUAGUCAGGAAUGGGGCUUUGAAGGGCGUCGACGCAGCCAUAAUGGCCCACCCCAAUAGCCCCGACAAACGAUGCCCCGAGGUGACCGCAGUAGGGGGCUUCCCCACGCUCGCCAUGCAGCGGUGGGUCGUCGAAUACCACGGCCGUGCGUCGCACGCUGCAGGCCACCCGCACAAGGGCCUCAACGCCUUCGAUGCUGCGGUCGCUGCGUAUAAUAACAUUGCGCUUCUACGGCAACAGACACUCUCCGAGGAGCGUAUCCACGGGUGCGUGCUCGAGGGCCCCAAGGUCCCGAAUACCAUUGGGCACUAUACAAAGUCUGUCUGGAUUGCGCGCAGCCUCAGCCGGGGCACAUUGAUGGCUCUGUCCAAGCGCGUCCUUGCGUGCUUUGAGGCCGCGGGAACUGCUACCGGAUGUACGGUUGAGAUUACAGAGGGGAAUAUGUAUCUCGACACCAUCGUCAACGAAACACUGUGCCGGCGCUACGCGGAAAUCGCCAACAGCGUCGAGGGCCAGCAGGUUCAAGCCUUCAGCACCGAAGUGCAAACCGGCUCCACCGACUUUGGUAAUAUAAGCUACGAGUGUCCUGGACUUCACCUCUUCUUUGCGCUGGGGUGCUCGCCGAACGUCUUCGCCCACCAUCAGGACUUUACAGAGGCCUCAGGGACCGAAGACGCAUUCUGUCGCGCCCUGAAGACGGGAACGCUCAUGGCUCUUACUGUAUGGGAUCUUCUCACCGAUGAUGCGCUGUUCGAGCAGGUGGCGGGUGAGUGGAAGGCCACGGUUGAGGCGCAUUCUUCUUCCGAGUACCAGUAG